This is a messenger RNA of Seminavis robusta, 2843 nucleotides long. Lineage: Eukaryota; Bacillariophyta; Bacillariophyceae; Naviculales; Naviculaceae. The record is from the annotation of a GenBank genome assembly.
ACCGACACAGCCAGGAGGGGCCUUUUCACCGUUGGUAACCUGCAUUUGUUUCGACUGCACGACUGCACCUUUAGCAGUAUUUGUUUCUCACCUUUAGCAACCACCCUCCAAUCUAACAAUGGUGGAAGCUAUGGUGGACGACUUGGAAGCUUUUGUUCAUGAGGAGGAGCAACAAGAGCAAGACCAAGUCUUGCCUCCAGCCAUGGCGCUGGCGCGUGGCCAAUCCUACACGGUCGAUGCCAACCAAGAAGAGCAGACCUGUGUUUCCUCUGUGACAGGAAUGUACGACCUCUACCCACCCACUGGCAACAUGUAUCCAGUGUUGACACGCAUGGACAGUGAAGGAGAUGACGGAAAACCGGGUCUGCAUUCUGUACUUUUUCCUGCCGCGGAAGAGACCGACACACAUGUGACCAGCACGAGCACAGCGUUUGGCAGCAGUGUGGGAAAAUCAGAGUUGGAGCAGACGGAAGCAUCCAUUCUUCAGGCGGCUGCAGCAGAUGGAAAAUUGGGUCUUCCAGCAGGCACAAGUCCUCAAAUCCUGCCUGAAAAAGGAGGAAAGGGAGGUUUGGACAAUAGCCGAAAAGGAUUGGGGCAAACUAAAGAAUCGAUACUGAAGGCAAAUGGAGCAGACAUCGAAGAGGGCCAAAAAGCUUCAAUCAACGAGCCUGCAGGGGAAAGCGCCCAGUCGGCUACUGGGAAGAGCGCUUCUGUGCCGGGAAACAUAAAAGAAGGCACUCCUUUUGCAACUAACAUGAACGAACAACAACUGCUUCUUGUAGUGCAGCAAAAUUUUGAAAGCUACGCUGGCACAGCCAAAUUAGAAGGAAACACUGGGAUAGACACUGAACAAAGAAUCGAAAAUCCCACUAAAACUUUGGAAGACAACAUAACGUCAAUUGACUCCACCCAACCACUCGGCUUGCUACCAAGUCGAAACAUCACACUUACCGCUCCGGGUAGAAACAUCACACCUACAGCUCCGGGUGCGUUCAAUGUGGGACCAUUCACUCCAAAUGAGGAUGAGGAUCAGAAUCCUACCAUCACAGAACCUUCUCCAGCUGCUCCACACGACAAUUCAAAUCAAUCAGGGUUACCAGCCAGAAAUAAUGUUGGCACUGUGGCAGUUGCUGGCGCCGUGGCAGUUGCUAGACCUGUGGCUGAAAAUGAAGCACCAACUCAGAUUGCCAGGCCUGACAAAGAAUUCAAAAACAAGAAAACGAGAUCAUCUACAUUGGUUAUUUCGAUCCUUCUUGGCUGUCUCCUCGUGAUUGGGGUGACAGUUGGUUCAAUCUGUGGUGCUGGAAUAUGCACUGGCAGCAAUGCAGAUAUGGAGACUCAGGCUCCCACUUCUAUUCGGUUCUUUGUUCUCGCAGAAAUCCAAGACAAGAUAGUUAAAACUUUUGGUCGUGAUUAUUUUCCUACAACCAAUGGAGAGGUGGAGCUGGAACCUGGGCACCCGCGUAUUCAGGCUCUCAACUGGCUUGUGUUUGAGGAUCCCUUGCAGCUAACCCCAGAUGCAGAUCAUCUUCUCCAGAGAUUCAUCAUGGCAUUGACCUACCUUCAGACUUCUCAAAACACUGGCUGGCGGAUAUGCGAACAAUCUAUGACAACUGAAACCUGUUGGAUGGAUGUGCGGGGUCGUGGAGAAGAGUCAACCAAUCGAUGGCUCACUGGAGUUCAUGAAUGUGGGUGGGCAGGGGUAUACUGUGAAGAUGAAACUAUGAAUAUGACUUCCUUGGAGCUUGAGAACGUUGGAUUGAAUGGCCCUUUGCCCAUGGAACUAGCAAGUCUUCCAGAAUUGAAAAGAUUGCGCCUGGCGGGGAACGUUCUGUAUGGAACCAUACCCAUUUCGUACAGCAGCUUUCCUUCCCUUACAUCGCUUGACCUCGAACACAACAAAUUAUCAGGCAAAAUUCCUACAGAUUGGUUUGGAACCAGGCUCGAAGGAGCAUUAUUCACAAACAAUUCUCUCACUGGAACCAUACCAACAGAGGUUGGACUCUUUGAUACAAAGUAUUUUCGCUUUGGGUCAAACAGCCUAUCAGGUUCCAUCCCUACAGAAUUGUUUCGACCAAGGGAAGGAAAGUCUGUUUCUUUAGCUUUUGAUGACAACCUGCUUACCGGGACUCUCCCCACUGAGAUUGGUAGAUUUCAUGGGAGCAAUGCUGUUAUCUCAUACUCCUUCGGAGGAAAUCCGUUAACCGGGAACAUCCCAUCAGAGAUAUCCCUCUUGGGGGGUUCACUGAGAGAAUUUUUGCUUGGUGGAACUGCCCUAAAUGGCACUCUACCAGAGGAACUCUUUGCCAGUUGCACAGAGAUCUAUGGCUUUGAUGUUUCAAGCUCUGAUUUGACCGGCACGAUCAGCACCAGUUUGGAGCAAAUGACAAGACUACGAUACUUUGACAUCUCGAACAACAGGUUUCAUGGUACGAUUCCUCAACAGCUUUCUGCCCUGACUGAGCUAAGGAAAUUCCAUGUGAAUGGCAACAAUCUCUCUGGUUCCAUUCCGCACUCAAUUUGUGCUCUGGCCCGCCCGCAAAUAGAGUCCUUUGAAGUGGCAGCUGAUUGUUUGCCCACUGAAGGAGUACAUGAUCCUUUGGUAGAGUGCUCUUGUUGCACUUUAUGUUGCGAUGGAGAAUCCAGAGAUUAUUGCCUCGAACAGUAGCAACCACUUGCCUUGCUACAAAGGCUAUAAAGCUCUGAUUCUACUUGCUUGCUACCAUACUGAACAUGCGACCAAUGCCACCUACAUCCAUUUCGCAUCAGCAAUGUUACGAACAAAGUGCUUAGUCUAUAGAACACCAUUCACAAAGCCUACCUUCACAAAGUUAUUGCUAUCU